Lemur catta (Ring-tailed lemur) is the source of this 2294-nucleotide messenger RNA. It is a transcript of the gene MEDAG, whose product is annotated as mesenteric estrogen dependent adipogenesis. The record is from RefSeq and is a predicted model, not a curated record. Gene Ontology annotation, cellular component: cytoplasm. NCBI's taxonomy places the organism in Eukaryota, Metazoa, Chordata, Mammalia, Primates, Lemuridae. The transcript is spliced from 5 exons. Bases 220 to 1131 code for a protein of 303 amino acids.
GCUGCUCCGGGGCCGCUUUCUCCGCGCGGUGGCUGCAGCGCUCGUCGCGGGCGGGCGGCCGGCAGCCUGGGAGGGGCGAACCCGCGGGCACCUGAGCGCCCACUGCGCCCCCUGCACGGGGCGAACGCAGGAGGGGCGCCAGACCCCUCUUGGGGACAGUCAGGUGCAAGCUAGGGCUGGUGGGGCCGGGACAGACGCGGGAGGUGGAAGGACAGUGGCAUGGCGGGGGUGGCGUGCGAGCCGGUGGCCAGGCCGAGCCUGACCUCCAUCUCCUCGGGGGAGCUGCGCAGCCUGUGGACGUGCGACUGCGAGCUGGCCCUGCUGCCGCUGGCACAGCUGCUGCGCCUGCAGCCCGGGACCUUCCAGCUGCGCGGCGACCAGCUCGUGGUGCCCGGGCCUGGGGACCCCGCGGCCGCGCGCGGGGGCUUCAACGUCUUCGGUGACGGCCUGGUGCGCCUGGACGGGCAGCUAUACCGCCUCAGCAGCUACGUCAAGAGGUAUGUGGAACUGACCAACUACUGUGACUAUAAAGACUACAGGGAAACCAUAUUGAGCAAACCAAUGCUGUUCUUUAUUAAUGUACAGACCAAAAAAGACACCUUAAAAGAAAGGACAUACGCGUUUCUGGUGAACACGAGGCACCCGAAGAUAAGAAGACAGAUAGAGCAAGGGAUGGACAUGGUCAUUUCUUCAGUGAUUGGGGAAAGUUACCGGCUUCAGUUUGAUUUUCAAGAGGCAGUGAAGGAUUUUUUCCCUCCAGGAAACGAGGUGGUUAAUGGAGAAAAUUUGAGCUUUGCCUAUGAAUUCAAAGCUGACGCAUUAUUUGAUUUCUUCUAUUGGUUUGGGCUCAGCAACUCCACUGUGAAAGUGAAUGGGAAAGUUCUGAAUUUGUCAAGUACGAGUCCAGAAAAGAAGGAGACGAUUAAGUUAUUUCUGGAUAAAAUGAGUGAACCUUUAAUCCGAAGGAGCAGUUUCUCUGACCGAAAAUUCAGUGUGACUUCCAGAGGUUCAAUAGAUGAUGUUUUUAACUGCAAUCUGUCACCCAGAGCAUCUCUGACAGAGCCUCUUUUGGCAGAAUUACCGUUUCCAAGUGUUCUGGAAUCUGAAGAGACGCCCAACCAAUUCAUCUGAUUGGACUGAACAUUGUAGCCGUUGCUCCUACACCCAGGCGUGUGCCGGACUGCAGGCUUGGGGCAGGGGCGGAGGGAGGUGGGAGGCGGGCGGAGGUGGGAGGCGGGCACUUCCAUGGCUUCUAUGGAGGACUCCUUUCUUCCACUUCCAUGGGUGUGAUGCCCUGGAAGGCCCCAUGCAGCUGGCUCCCGUAAAGGUUAUGGUUGCCAGAAUGGAAGGGCCUCGGCCCCAUGGCCUUGGGGAUGGGGGGAUAUCUUCUACUUUGGACACUUCUCCAAAGAGGCAGGGGAGCUGCACAGUCCUGCACCCAGAACGCUUUGCUCAGUGAGAAAGAAUACGUGCAGCUCACCACAAACCUAGGGGAGUUUUCCUGGCAGCCUUUUUGGGGAUCGUCUGACUUGGGUAUUGACCCAUGACACUUCAUAAAUCAGUGUCAUAACUUGGGCCCUCUGACUUGGGACAACCUGUUUGGACUCAAACCCAGCAAGCAUGGAGUCAGCAGUGAUUUUCUCUUGCAGACCUGGCUGGGCAAAAGCCUAUGCCAGCUUUCAUUGGAAGGCAGGUGUGUUUUUUCAUCCUACCUAUACCAAACCUUAAGGUAAAGGUAAAACAUUCAAGGUAAAGUUCACUGUAGGGCUGGCCUCGUUGCUAGGAUGGUAACUCUGCCACCCACUGCCUGAGAUUUGAACUCCCUUGGCCUCCCUUUUAAUGAAGUGACCCAUGUGGAAUGGGGCCAGGUGAUGUGGUGCCAGACAGUGACAUGGGAAGGGUAAUGGACAGGUAGUGUCCUCCUUAUUGAAAGCACAUUUGUCAGUUGGGUAUUUUAAAUAAGCUUUUAGCCAUCCCAACACUAAAAGCAAGCUAGGAGAAAGCUACACCAUUACCAUAAAACAUUGUUACAUCAGUACAUUUUCAUCUCAUUGCUGCAAUGGAAUUCUUCAAAAGGAAAAAAAUCACCCUAUCUACAUAUAAAAACCUGCAUGAAUGAGUCAGAACAUAUGAUUAUAAUGAGGAAGAUUUAUGGGUCCUGAGUGUAACUUUUCUAUCCUUUUAAAAAAUGUGUCCCCGUAUUACACAUUUUGAUAACACUACUGAUCUUUUCAUUUAUAUUUGAAAUGUUAUGGUACUACAUUUGCACAAUUAAAACUUUUCUUAGCAUUCAA